Messenger RNA from Stegastes partitus (bicolor damselfish), 2795 nucleotides. RefSeq names its product transmembrane protein 86B (gene tmem86b). The transcript has 3 exons. Gene Ontology annotation, molecular function: hydrolase activity. Gene Ontology annotation, cellular component: membrane. Bases 1561 to 2316 code for a protein of 251 amino acids. The record is from RefSeq and is a predicted model, not a curated record. NCBI's taxonomy places the organism in Eukaryota, Metazoa, Chordata, Actinopteri, Pomacentridae.
GCUGCGAGGCGACGGUGCUAACCACAGGCUGACCACCGAGCCACCUGCAGCCUCUGACCCGGUAAUCAGCCACUUAACAUGGGAUAGGGUUGAACACUGGGGAAUACAUUAAUGCUGACACAGCCAACAGUCUCCACUGACACCGUCUUGUUUGUAUAUAAAGGUUCACUGAAACAAGUCCAGUAUCUCAGACACCAUGGUUUGCCUGUGAGAGGAUUCAAAGUCAAAAAGAAUCACCCUCCAAAAUAACCUUCACUACUGGCUCAUAUAGGGGGGCUGUUUACGUAAGCCUAAGACAACACAUAUGGUUCAUAUCAUGAGGGGAGCCCAUUCUCUGGACAAAGAGGCACCUCUCCUGUAGCACCUAAACCUUUGAGGUGGAAACAUCACAUAAUCUAUUAUCAGUUCCAUGGCAGUGUUAAGGUUGUUCUUAGGCUGUGAAAGUGCCAAGCUACAAGUCACAGAUCAUCCUAAGGGGCAGCCUAGGUCUCCCUCGAGGUGUCUCUCCUCUGUUUGAGAGGGCACAUUUCAGCAUCAGGCCAGGUAAGACCUGAAAGUUCCCUGCAUGUUCAGUGCAGUCAGGAUUGUUAGUCAGCUAAGGAUCUUCAGAACUGAUGCUGGCACUGCCUGCAUGAUCUGCUGCGCUGUUGGUGUCACAUCUCCUGAUCAGUAAACCUUAUCACAACGUGAGCCAUCUGAGUCUGCAGCAUGUCUCUCUGUGUCUUCCUCCAACAACCUCUCUAAUUUUCACAACACUUUCUUAUUACAGUUUUGUGGUUGCUAUUGUAUAAUUGGUGUGUGUUUUGUGUAAUAAUAUCAAGUAGGGUUGGAUUUUGCCAUUUAGUGAACACAGAGUGCAAUUUUAUUCAUUGUCUUUUGAUCACAACUCCAAAAAUUUUGUCAUCUAUAUCACAUAUUACACAUUUAUUGGCAAAUAAUCAAGUACAGCAGCAGAAGCAUUAAACAUUUGACUGUGCCUUCAACAUAGUAAUUUUACCAUAACUAUUGUCAUUUCUUGUCAUAGCUAACAGAGAUAAAAUAGUGAAAUCUGCAUAUUGACUUAAGAAUUAAAUCAGUUUCUGGUAAUAAUAUGGAUAUUUUCCCACAUUUGUUUGAUGAAAAAAGAAAAAACAACCCAUAGAUGUUGCCAUAGCAACAAACUGGGAUGUAAAGCCAGAAAAAACUAUUUUCAUUAUAGAGGAAAGUUUACUUUUUGCAGCUCUUACACUUUGUUCAACUUUGCCCCUUAUGUGUUGAUGUCACCAAAGUGGAGAAGGUCAAAGGUCAGCAGUUUGCCCAUGAGGACUCCAAGCAGGGUGAACAUUGAUUAUCAAAGUGUAAUCAGGCAGCGAGGAUCAGUCUAAAGUUCGCUGCCGUGAAACAGCAACAGACUGAAAGACGCGGCAGAGAUUUGUGGACGAGGGAUAGAGGAGGACAUCUGAGGACUGUAUGCGCUGGUGUCCGAGGCAGUAAAGGCAGCAAAAACUACAUCAGCAGAUUAAAAGAGGACAAAGCUGAGACAUUUGCUAGGAAACAUUUAACAGAGCUGACUGGGAGAAGAUGGACAUCCUUGAGACGGACGCCUAUGACAGGCGGCAGAGGAGAAAUAUGUCCUGCGCUCUUUUUUUCUCCCUCUUGCCUUUCUUUCUGUCCACAGUUGUCUACUUCUACCUGUGGACCCCUGACUCCACUCCGUCCAUCAUGUCUGCGGGUGUCAAAUCGGCACCAACGCUCCUGUUGGCUGCGGUGGUGCUGAGCUGGAAUGGAGGUCAUAGUGUCCUGGGUGUGGUGGGAGGCCUGAUCUUCUCCGCUGUUGGUGACUGCUGCUUGAUAUGGCCUGAGCUGUUUCUGCAUGGAAUGGGUGCCUUUGCUGUGGCUCAUCUGCUGUACUCGCUCUCCUUCCUGUCCAGCCGCUAUGUAUCAGACUCCUCCUCUUCUUCCUCAUCCUGGAUCCGUCUUCUGUAUCUGAUCCUGGUCAUAUUGGGAGUAUGUUUCUACAUCUUUCUAUAUCCGUACCUGCAGAAGGUGCCAAACUCUGAUCUGCUAGUUCCAGGCGUCGGGAUCUACAUCGGCCUGAUUUCUCUCAUGGGUGCGUUAGCGAUUAGAACCCGCCACGUAGCGACGCUGCUGGGAAGUCUGAUCUUCAUGGUCUCUGAUCUGUUUCUGGCUCUUCAAGUGUUCAAGGUGAUUGAGAACAUGCAGAACGGUAACGCUGUUGUCAUGGUGACGUACUAUUUGGCACAGCUUCUAAUCGCUGUGGGUGACGUGAAAGCCGUGGAGGACAAGGACAACUUUUCAAAAUGGAAGCGGUCCUAAACAGUAUCCCUGUGGUAACCCUCAUUCCUUUUGUAAAACCUGUUCCUGUGAAGACUUCCUCCAAGUCUUGCAUGUUUAAAUGAACCCACGAAAUAAAGGACAAGACGAAGACACACAGAACGAAGACGGUUCUCCUGGUCAGCUACGGGACGAGUUCAUCAAAGCUUCACAACGGGAAAGACAAAAGGGCCCCCCACCAAACAAGAUCCCUUAUUUUAAGUCUCCUUUUCUAUGUUUCAGUAAUCACACACAAGUUCAUUCUAUUUUAAAACAAUACAAAUACAGCCGUGAAAAAGAAGGAAAAAGGUAACAGUUUGGAAUAUUUAUAUUCUGUGAUUUAAUGAUAAAACAUUUUGUGACUAAUCCGUGUCUGUGUGUAGAUUGUGCGUGUGGUGGCAUGAUGGGAACUGGUCAUUAUAUGUAUAUAAAUAAUUCUGUGUCUUGUUACCAGUAAAUAAAUAUGAUGUUCAUAAUUGUGA